Messenger RNA from Neodiprion virginianus, 1713 nucleotides. Its product is annotated as cathepsin L-like. NCBI's taxonomy places the organism in Eukaryota, Metazoa, Arthropoda, Insecta, Hymenoptera, Diprionidae. Gene Ontology annotation, cellular component: lysosome. Gene Ontology annotation, molecular function: cysteine-type endopeptidase activity. The record is from RefSeq and is a predicted model, not a curated record. The transcript is spliced from 7 exons. Bases 150 to 1175 code for a protein of 341 amino acids. Gene Ontology annotation, biological process: immune response.
UGUACGGUUGGCAGAACUCACCGAGAACUGAAAGUGUCACUUGGUUUUGAAUCCGAAUUAUAAGACGGCGUAACGAUACGAGUCGUUUGCUAAAUCGUAACAAAUAAAAAGAGCAAGGAAAAUUGGCGGUUUCGGUUAACUGCGUAAUCAUGAAGAUUUUUCUCGUCUUUUUGGUGGGUGUGGUCGCCGUUAGCAGAGCAAGUAUAACCAUUGGCCUUGUUAGUGAAGAGUGGGGCAAGUUUAAGCUGAUGAAUAAGAAACAUUAUGUGGACGAUAUGGAGGAAAAUUUCAGAAUGCACGUAUUUAUCCACAAUAAACUUAAAAUUAUGAGACACAAUUCCCUGUAUGAACACGGCGUUGUUUCGUACAAAUUGGGACUUAACAAGUACAGUGACAUGCUUAUUCAUGAAUUCGCUGAAACGAUGAAUGGCUUCAACAAGGUUAGCGACGUACUAAGGCAAGUAAUCAUGGAUGAGCUAAUCAAUACCACUUUUGUCCAACCUAUGUAUGCUGAAUACCUCUUCAAAUCUGUGGACUGGAGAGAGAUGGGAGGUGUAACUCCUGUGAUGGAUCAGAAACACUGUGGUUCAGACUGGGCGUUCGCUGCAACUGGUGCCGUGGAAGGUCAAACCUUCAGGAAAACGAAAGAGCUAGUGCCUUUGAGUAAGCAAAAUUUGAUCGAUUGUGCUGGCAAGUAUGAUAGCGAUGGAUGCGAGGGUGGCACGAUGACCGAAGCCUUCGAGUACAUUAUACGGAACAAUGGGAUUGACACUGAGGAGAGCUACCCGUAUGAGGGAAAAACAAAUUCGUGCCGUUACCAACCUCGUAAGAUUGGAGCUACCAGUUUUGGCUACACGUAUAUUAAUCGGGGAGAUGAGAUAACUUUACAGGAGGUUAUUGCUGUCGACGGCCCAGUUGCUGUUGCCGUUGAUGCUUCCCAUGCAAGCUUCCAGUUUUACUCUGAAGGUAUUUAUUACGAACCCGAUUGUUCCGAUCUUGACCCGGACCACGCAGUCUUGGCCGUCGGUUACGGAACUGAUAUAAACGGCACGGAUUACUGGAUCCUCAAGAAUAGUUGGGGUACUGAUUGGGGCGAUCACGGGUACAUGAAGUUGGCCCGAAACAAGAACAACCAUUGCGGAAUCGCUUCCUACGCAAUCUACCCUCUUGUUUAAUCGCAAACCGGAGGACUGAGGUGAUGUUAUUCAUGAAUAUCUGGAAAAAUAAAUUGGGGAUGUAGGCAUGAAAGGGGAAAUACUGUGAAUUGUUUCGAGUGUUUCCAGUUCAACACUGUCAUGUGAACAUGUAUUACAUUGCUACUGGAAAAGUGAUCAAUUGCUACAUCGCGUUACAGUUGUAGUCAGCCACUCAAUGCACUCUGCGUGGCAGUGUAAUACAUGUUGACUCGAUUUAUUUUCUGGAAUUAGUCAACGGAUAACACAAAUUUCAUAUGACGUUCUGGCUAAUAUCUCAAGGUUUCUAUCUUUUUUUUAAUAUGAAGCGAUAGACUUCAUAUUUUAUAUACUCGUAAUUUUUAAAUAUUUUCAAUGUAUAAGUAUUAAGUAAUAACCCUAGAAAUAAUCAAAUAUUAUUUGUAAUAAAUAUUCCAGUCCACGGACGGAUUUUAUCAAUACGACAUUAUAAACUAAUGACAGAUUUGUAAUAUUUCAUAUUUUAAAUAUUAAUUAAUAUGGGGAACUUUUAAAUAAAUUU